CUCCGCCUCUGGCAAUUCAGAAGCCUGUGGAUAGUGUUUACCGUCCUUUAUGUAAUUGUAGACACUGGAAAAAUGUAUGAAUUAUAUAAUCACCGGAUUAAAACAGAGAUUUGUUGUUACGGAUUUUUCUACUUGUAUUUUUACUUUGGUGGAAUCUUGUGCUUUUUCAGAAUGUUCUAAUCUAAGCUGUGCAGUGACAGAGUAACUAUAGCAGUGCAUAAUUUACUGCAACCCACAGUGAGGAGGAGGAGGGGGUGAGAAAUACUACCAAAGCUUGAGGUAAAGCUGCAAUGCAAGCUGGGUUGUGUAGUUUUUAGGCUUCAGCAGACACGUGAGCUCCCUGUGUUGCCAGGGGUAACCACUCUGUAGCUUCCUGCACAGGCACUUCAAAUUACUCAGGAUUUUAAAACUGGGACCUGAAGACUGAAAAAAGGACUAGCUCCCACUUAACUGGUGUAGAGCACAUUCGUUAAACUCUCAGGGGCAAAUUCACGAAAGGGCGAAGUGGCCGUCGCUAGCGAAAAUUCGACAGAAAUCCAAUCUGCAGGGACAUCGCCAGUUUACUAAAAGAUCAAAAAUAAUGGAACAGUUUACUGUUUCUGACAACCUGCUUGAACAAACAGACAUGCUGUUAAUGGAAGAAGAUGAAGAUCUUGAUGAUUACUUCUUGGAUGGAAAUGAACAGAUGAUGGAAAAUGAACAUAAUGCUGAGUUUACAAUUGCUAGAAGCCAAUCUGAAGAGCUUUUUCAUGAAAUAAGUGACAGCUAUGAAUCAGAAUCUAGCUGUGAAAAUGAGAUGUACCCUACAGACAAAGAGGAGUUUAUGACAAAGAGCAGUUAUAUAGAUAAUGUACAGACUUUCCGUCUACGCAAGAGACUAAACCAACUGGACAAUAUUCACAAGGAAAAAGAAUUAAUGAUUCAGAAAAUCAGAGAAGAACUGACUGCAUGUAGAGAAAGGAUUCAGACUCUAAAACAAGAAAAAUUUAAUGCAGAGAGAGAAAUUUUGGAAGAGCAGAAGACUAACAAUGUUGCUGCUGUGUCUCGCCUACAGGCUUUUCAGAACCGUCUCUUCAAAGAGUUAGACAACGAAGAAGUAGUGGCAUCUACAUUGGCCACUAUGCUGAAAGAAAAUGAGUUUGACCUAUGGCAAAUAGAAGUUGAGCAUGGGAAAUUUGACAGCCUUCGCGAGAGACUGGAAAAAAAUGAGGAAGAACUAGAAAGGCAGGAAAAGGAAAGAGCAACCCUGCGUGCUGAGAAGGAGAAAAUCUCACUGACCCUUACAGAGCGCAAGAAACAGAAAGAGCAACUACGAGAAACAAAAAGACUGAAGGAGCAAGAAGUACACUAUCGAAAGGUGAUGGAGGAUGCCCAGAAAAACCAUGUGACUGCUGUUCAGUUUCUGAAGGAAACAAUGACAAGAGUUCGUGAACUAGAGAGCAAAAAAGAAAUGAGGAGCAGAGAGGAAAUGGAAAGAAGAAUGCAAUCAGUACUCUCUCUUAAAAACAGCAUUUCCACAAACAGGGAAAAUAUGCGUGUCAUUGAGGCUCGUAAUAAAGCAGAAGCUAUGAAGGCAAAGAAGCAGGAGAUAGUGGAAAAGGAGGCUGUGCUUAACAGAGGUGAAGAUGUUACCAAAUUUAUUAUCCAUCAGAAACGACGGAAAGAGUUUGAGAAAAAGAAACAAGAAUUUGAAGAACAACAGAGAACACGAAAACAAGAAAUUAUUAGUAGAAUACUGAAAGAAGAAUCCAUCCAGGAAAAGCAGAAACAGCAGUUGUCUUCCUUGGACCUGAGCAAGGGCCAUAGAAGCAGCAAACUCCGUGCCAAGACCAUGCAGUACAUUAAAUCUGUCGUCUAUACUGAGCCAGAAGAGGAAAAGGAUCACCAGGGAAACUGGCGUUCGCCUUCACCUUUAUCAGUGUCCUCUGAUGAGGAGACAAGCAGCAGCAGCAUCGGGGAGAAGUAUCCAGAUGUACCACCAGGACUUACAUAUAGUACUGAAGAAGAAGAUGCUGAAUCACUUGCUCAGCCAGAGUUUGUGGGAUUGUGGAGUGAAGACUAUAAGCCAUACAAGGUCCCAAAGGAAGAGCCUGAUAUGAACCAACAGGGAGGCAGCAAAAUGGAGAAGCAGAUCAUGGCAGAGAGGUUACAGAAGCUCCGUAGUGGAAUUAUUGAAAAGCAGGUGGUCUCGGGACAUGAGUUUAAGGGGUGCCCCUUUCAUAGUAAACCAAACCUUGUUCAUUUUAAGGAUCUUGAUGUGGGUAAAAUUUACAGGAAAAGAAUAACUUUGACCAAUGCAUCAUAUGCAAUUAACUUUUGCAAGUUGGUGGGAGUCAGUGAGCACUUGAAGGAUUUCAUUGCUAUACAAUUUGAUCCACCUGGGCCAAUGUCUGCUGGAAUGUCAUGUGAAAUGGUAGUAAUAUUCAAACCAAUGAUAAAUGAAGACUUAGAAGGAGAAGUGAACUUAUUGGCCCAGACUGGUCCUUUUUGUAUUCCAGUAAAAUGCACAACCAAAAAAUGUGAGCUGGCUUUAGAAAAAGAACAUAUUGACUUUGGUACACAUGUGGUUGGAGAGACAGUAAUCCAGGCUAUAGCCUUGACAAACCGUGGAGCUCUUGGAACAAAAUUCUCUAUUCACUCAUUGAUUCAUGAUAGCAAUACACGUGAUGCAGAGGCAGCACACAUACCUUACAUGACAGAAAUAGUAAGUGCUUCUCCGCCAUUGCACGAAGAGACUGAUACAUUCCUAGUAUCAACAGAACAAGACCAUUCUGGUAUCCAACAAACUGAAGCUCAAAAAAGAGAGGAGCACCAUGAGAGUUCCCAGUCUAAAGAAAAAAGUAGUCUCACAGCAACUAACAAAGCAACUGAAGAGCAUAUUAAAGAACCAGAUGCAGCCUCUGCAAUUGAAGGUGAUGUCUUGGAAGUAUAUUCUGAAGAGGGAGUAACUGAAAUCAAACUGGGUGAGAUGACGGAAGGUGAAAUAGGACCUUUGAGCACUGUAAAAAUCCCAAUUAUUUUUACUCCGAUGAUUCCUGGAAAAAGCAUUGCACAAUUUGAAAUUACCUUUGGUAAUGCCAGCUGUAAAGCAAUUCAUGUCUUGGUUACGGGUGCUGCUAUUGAUGUACCUGUCUAUCUUCCAAAUUCAAACAUCGAUUUGAAGAUAUGCACAUAUGAUCGAUUAUAUCAAGACAGCAUCAUGGUUCACAACAGAGCAAGGACCGCCCUACGUUUAAAGUUUGAAGUAUGUAAGGAAUUGAAAAACCAUAUGGAGUUGCUUCCCAAAACUGGUUUCAUCCAAGCACAGUCUUCAUUCAGUGUGCAGCUCAAGUUCUUACCCAGACUUUCUCUCCAAGAGGACGCCAGCACUUGCUUUGACAAGGAUACUGGAGUUUUGGAAGCCCCGAUGACCAUAUCAGUCGCUGAUCAGACCCGGCCUGUUCCUUUUACAGUUCAUGCGAUUGUUACCUCUUCAGAUCUAGAAAUCAGCCCAGCUGAAGUGGAUUUUGGAUACUGUACAAUUGUAGAAGCUGUUCAGGCAUCACUUCAACUAACAAAUAAGUCUAUACUACCGCAGGAGUUUGGAUUUGUUGGAAUUCCAGAGUACGUAGAGAUUCAGCCUAAUGAUGGAUUUGGAACUCUGCUCCCACUGGAGACUGUGAAGUUGGAUGUUAUAUUUAGAGCAGAAAAAGCCAAAGAAUAUAAAUUUGAACUAACGUGCAAGUCUGCUAUAAACAGGCAAUUUAAAGUCUCUUGCAAAGCCAUUGGAGUCCAUCCACCUUUAGCGUUGUCUCACUCUUUAAUACAAUUUCCUGCAACAGCUUUAAACGAUGUCUCCAUGGCAACAUUACACGUUAUCAAUUCACAUACCAGUCGCAAUGAGUUCACCCAUCCAGUUCCAAGAAUUGGUAAAGGGGACAUUGCUCCUAUUGGACCUACAUCAUUUGAGUUCCAUGUACCAGAAGAUUAUCCAAUCACCAUUUCCCCAGCAGUCGGCACUGUUCUCCCAGGGCAGAGAUGCAAGAUCCAGGUAUCGUUCCAGCCUUUACUUUCACAAAAUGAAAUCAGGGAGGAGGCAAUAUGGAUUAUACAUCGGGCUGCUGAAGCUAAAACCACUAUGGAAACAGAGGCCAAACUAAUGAUGGAGAAAGAAAUACAGGAUAAAAAGGAAAAAAAAAUAAUGUCUGGUAAGAAGGAGAAAAAGACUCUUCCUUCCCCAAAGCAACAGCUAAAAGAAAAGGUCCCACAGCUGAUGCAUUCUGUUUCUACAGAAUUACCAAAAACUGAAGAUUUAAAAGUCAACUCUGAUGAAUAUGCUGCUGGUCGAGUGUCCAUCUAUCGAAGAUUUAUGGGCAAGUUUGAGCGAUAUGUUAUACCGUGUUUUAUUGCCAAUGGUGACACCAGCAAAUCCAAAGAUGAGAAUUUCCAAUUCAGCCAUCACAACACCUUGUAUCUGGAGCUACACUGUCCGGCUAUAGCACCCCCUAUUAUCAUUACCUCUGAAAAUGGAAGGCAUCUUAUUGACUUUGGAGAAAUAGCAAUAGGUCAGAGGGUUGUAAAAAGAGUGACCUUGCAAAAUAUCUCUCUGGAGCCAGUGGAACUUAGUGUUUCCCUUUUAAACCCCUGUGGGCCUUUCAUGCUGUUGAAUCCUGUUUCCAUGGUGGAGCCAGGUGGUAACUGCCACCUUCUUAUUGCAUUUUUACCUGAUGAAAAUAAAAUAUUUUUUGAAAACAUGAAAGUUAGCUGCAGACAAGCUGCCCUGUCGCUCUGUAUCAAGGGCCGUGGUUUAACACCUUCUGUGUCCUGCUCCCUGGAAGGCGGAACUCUGGACAUGGGAUAUGUUUUAGCAAAUGACAGUAACAUCACAACAUUUAAGCUGCAGAACACUUCUACAGUUCCAGUGACUUAUUCAGUAAAACUGAGCAGCCUUUCUGAGAGCAGAUACACUGAACUCCAGAAGCUUCCUCAUUUUAUUGCCUCUCAUGAAAGGCCGGCAGGUUUAGUAGGAACUCAGAAUUACAAUGGUUUCAGUGUUUUCAGUGUAUAUCCUGUAGAGGGAACUAUUCUCCCAGAAAAGACACAAGAUCUCACUGUUACUUUCAGCCCUGAUCAUGAGAGUAUUCAUUACUCUGAUGUUCUGAUGGUGGAGCUAUUUGGUAAGCUUAUCGCUCACACUAUCCGGCUGACGGGUGCAUGCAGAAAUCAUAUCAUGUAUGUAGAAGGAGGCGAGCCACUGGAUGUUCCAGUUGAAUCUCUGAGCACAGUUCCAAUGGAAGAAGAAGAUUCAAGUGAUUUAGUGAAAUCAGUUCUCCUGAACCUUCAUUGUUUCCAGACUGAAACUGCUUUCAAACCAGGAGUCAGGGAAUUGCAUGUUGGCUGUAUACGCACUUCAUCAUUACCAACAAAAAAGAGUGCAGAAUUCUUCUGGGAAAACAUGCAGAUAUUACAGCAGAAAGGAUUCUCUAUUGAACCAGCUAAAGCAAUGGUAGAGCCAGGACAACGGAAAUCAAUAUCUAUACAAUGGACUCCGCCUGCUGGAUAUGAUCCAAUGACUCCUGCCAGAACCACAGCCAAACUGACUUUGAAAGGAGACAUCACGGAACAGUAUCGGGUUAUUUUGGCCACCCAGGUUGUGCAAGCCUGAAACUAUAGAGGAAAUUGGUACAUACUAAGCACUUUAUUCCUGAAUUUGCACAAUACAAGAAAAACAAGCCCUCCUUCCAAAUUCCAGCAUUCAUUCGAAAUAAAAUCUAUAUAAAGAAAGUAGUAUUUUCAUUGAAUUCUGAAUUGCAUGGUGGCAUGUCUAACGAUCACUCAGUGAAACUGAUGUCACAUGACAAGGUGUUUAUUUUGUAUGGGGACAGACAAUAUGUAAAAAUAUCUUUUGCGCAUACCAAAUAUUCCUUUUAGGAGAAUAUGGGUUAUAACUAUUCAUAUCCUUUCUCUGACAUCCUCAGGGUAUAAUGGUGAUUGUGCAGAUUUUUUUUCUUAUAAAACGCAGGAUUUUUGCUCUUACAGUUUUCUUAAAAGGGUGGUUCACAUUUAAGUGAACUUUUAGUAUGUUAAACAAUGGUAAAUUCGAAUGAUCUUCAUUAUUUAUUUUAAUCGUUUUUGAAUGAUUUUUUCUUC
Molecule: messenger RNA, 6129 nt
Organism: Xenopus laevis (African clawed frog)
Lineage: Eukaryota; Metazoa; Chordata; Amphibia; Anura; Pipidae
Gene: cfap74.L
Product: cilia and flagella associated protein 74 L homeolog
Exons: 40
Coding region: 581-5644 (1687 amino acids)
Source: RefSeq, a predicted model, not a curated record